CAUCAUUAUGAUCGGCGGUGCGACCGACUACUUUACAAACUUUUCAUUUAUAUUCUGUUCGCUUUGGUAUUUCACACUUUCACCACCACUCCUCCAGUAGAUUGGACAGCCCUAUGGAGACCGCAAUCAGGACCUCUCCGGGUCACCGGUGUCCGACUCCGGGAAAUAUCAGUGACGAUGGAGAUUCCGACAGUCAACAUGACGAGUCCGGUUCACUCGAUGAGGAUAUUAGUUUGUCUCCUGAAACUCACACCAGUUCUAAUGGAUCUAUAAACAAAAGUAACAAAUCAAAACAAUCUCCAAACAACAUGCCAGCAUCUGAGGCCCAAGGCCCAACCAUGCCUUUGUCAUUUGCUAUGGCUGAUAUUUUAGACCCUAAGAAAUUCACAGGCUGUCCCGUGCCGGGAAAGGGACAAGUCUGGAGUCCAUGGAAGGACCAUUCCGUCAGGGAUUCGGAGGGAAACGAUUCCGCUCUGGAAGAGGAACAGUCCGAGCAUACAGGACCGCUUUCAAGUCACAGAGUUGGAUCAAAAGAUGAAAGAAUCGACGUGGAUACCGACGAUAACUCGCUGUUAGAUGAUACAGACGAUAUGGAAAAUGAUAUUGGUGAAAGCGACGGCGAAAAGGACGAUAAAAGGUGUAAAAGCGGAUUUGACUCAUCAAAAUCAGCCGGAAAACCGAGACGUGCGCGCACGGCAUUUACAUAUGAACAACUUGUAGCAUUAGAAAACAAAUUUAAGACCACACGAUAUUUAUCUGUGUGUGAGAGACUUAAUUUGGCAUUAUCUUUAAACCUCACCGAAACGCAGGUAAAAAUAUGGUUUCAAAACAGGAGAACGAAGUGGAAGAAGCAGAACCCUGGGAUGGAUGUAAAUAGUCCAACUAUUCCACCAUCUCCCUCGAGUUUAUCAUCAUUUACCUCCCCUUAUUCUUCGAGCAUGCUCUAUGGACACCCCUACCUGCCUAGUCACAAUAUAAUGGGCGCAUUAGGACUUCUGAGAGCGCACCCCGCUUACUCUGGACAAAACCACCCCGUGUACUACCCAUACUUCAGUCAGAGUACAUAGUUCAGGUUGUCAUCGCAAUAUUUCAUCAUGUGACGUCACUUUUUCCAAUGCAGUGUUUGACUCUUAUCGUUCGUUCAUCACAGAAAUUCGCACGGAACUAAAAGUUGUGUAGAGAUUUUAUUUCAAUUUUACUCAACUUUAUCAAAUCUAUCCCAUGAUGUCUCCUGGCGGCCCAAUGUAUCCCAGCAUCCUAAUAAACAUAAAUUAUAAAUGGUUGCUCCAAACCUGUAGUCCCAAGGUGUGGAUACAUGACCUCCACAUAGCACAGAGGCGUAUUAGUGCUGGUUUACACAUAUCUAUAUAUACAUACAACCGUACCUAGUACGUGACUAUAUCAACCGUACCUAGUACGUGAUAUACUUAUUACGUUUUUACGUGACAGAUACAGUGUAAGAAGCAGCCAUGACUGAACAGCAUUUUCGUUUUUUAUAUUUGUCUUUUCCUACGUUCUUCUUUUACCCCCGAUAGUCUGUAUUUCCUCUGUCUAUACAUGAAACAUCGUUAUUGUGUUAAAAGAGAAUCAAAUUUUAUGUGUUCACAGUCUAGUUCAAUAACACUUGAACUACAUGUUACAGUACUAAACAAUUGGCUAUACCUUUGAUUGCGAAGUUUCCAUACCUAAACUUAUUAAGAUUAUCAUUAUAUAAUGAUACUCUGUUUAUCGUAACAUUGCAAAGGGCGGUGAUAACGCCAUUAUUAUGUUAUUUAUAGUGAUCAAAUUCCAUUUACCUGUUAAAUAUCUCGCAGAUUUUGAUUUUGUGACUGGGUAUUUAGUUGAAGUACAAGUAAAAACAUUAUGAUUGAAAUUUUUUUACUACAAAUUAAAUGUAUUAUUUUUUAUUUAAAUUCCAAAUAUAUAAUUUGCAAUGAAAAACAUUUAUUUUCAUAACCUGGAAACUGGAUUUCCUUUACAUGAUGACAAAAGCUUAUAUAACAAAAAAUAAUGGAUUUGUUGCCAAUCUUUAUAUAUAUACUACUUUAAACAUGUGAAAAGUGUUGGAAAGUGGGAGUUGUAUAACUGUUGUGUAGGGUGAUGGGGCCGGGGUUGGUUGGGGAAAGGGCAGGGGAGAGGGAGGGGGGACGGGGCUAUAUAUACUACGUGAUUAACGGAAUAUCUUUAUUGUUGUUAUUUAUAAUUAUGUCUAUGACACUGUUGUUAAUAUUACAUGUCAAAAUAUAUAUAAAAUAUC
Molecule: messenger RNA, 2257 nt
Organism: Mizuhopecten yessoensis (Yesso scallop)
Lineage: Eukaryota; Metazoa; Mollusca; Bivalvia; Pectinida; Pectinidae
Product: homeobox protein slou-like
Exons: 2
Coding region: 114-1067 (317 amino acids)
Biological process (GO): regulation of transcription by RNA polymerase II; cell differentiation
Cellular component (GO): nucleus
Molecular function (GO): RNA polymerase II cis-regulatory region sequence-specific DNA binding; DNA-binding transcription factor activity, RNA polymerase II-specific
Source: RefSeq, a predicted model, not a curated record